AUGGCCGGCGUACUAUUCGAGGACAUAUUCGACGUGAAAGACCUGGACCCGGAGGGCAAGAAGUUCGACAGAGUGUCGCGACUGCACUGCGAGUCCGAGUCAUUCAAGAUGGACCUGAUUCUGGACGUGAACAUCCAGGUCUACCCCAUCGAGUUGGGCGAUAAGUUCCGGCUGGUGAUCGCCAGUACCCUCCGCGAGGACGGCUACCCGGAUGACGGCGAGUGGACGGGCAAUGAGCAGACCUCCUCGCGAGCCGACGCCUUCGAGUACGUGAUGUACGGAAAGAUAUACCGUAUCGAAGGCGAUGAUGGCCUGUCCGACGCCACACGACUAGCCGCUUAUGUAUCGUUUGGUGGGCUACUGAUGCGAUUACAGGGCGAUCCCAACAAUUUGCACGGUUUCGAGACCGAUAAACACGUGUAUCUGUUGAUGAAGAAGUUGGCGUUUUAG
Messenger RNA from Oppiella nova, 450 nucleotides. The record is from the annotation of a GenBank genome assembly. Lineage: Eukaryota; Metazoa; Arthropoda; Arachnida; Sarcoptiformes; Oppiidae.